AUGUUGACCGGAGUUAACCCGUCGAGCUACACCAAAUUUUACGAUUUCGGGGAUUAUGCAUUUUCAGGGCUUGGUAUAACCCCAGCUCAUUACGAUAACAUCCACGACGCCAUCUACGGCUCAGAUGAAUUCCGCAUGUUUGCUUACAAGAUCAAACGGUGCUCAAGAACCCGCAGCCAUGACUGGACGGAGUGUCCUUACGCUCACCGUGGCGAGAAAGCCACGCGCCGCGACCCUAGGAAAGUUUCCUACAUAGCAAUCGCUUGCCCUGGUUUCCGUAACGGGAAAUGCCUGAGAGGCGAAACGUGCGAGUUCGCGCACGGGGUUUUUGAGUACUGGCUACAUCCUGCCCGGUACCGUACUCGCACGUGCAAUGCGGGGCAAUUCUGUCAACGUAAAGUUUGUUUUUUUGCUCAUACUCCUGAUCAGCUCCGGUCGGAGAAGAAAUAUGCGUAUCCGUUUGUGUAUAGGGCUCGGAUGAACGGUGGAGAUGGGGUUUUGGGAUUUGAAUCGGGUGGUGAUGAAAGAGCCACGUCCACUCCUGUGGUGGAAUCUCCUGUGAGGGUGGAUAGGAGGAUGUGUUUUGAAGGGGUUUCUCAGCUGUUGAUUAGUAGCUUGAGGAAUUCAAAGGUGAGGAUUGAUUGUGAUGGUGAUGAUGAUCAAGAUCAUGAUCAAGAAGAGGGAAAGAUUAUUUGUGCAAUUGAUGAAUCUGAAGAUGGAUUGCCACAGCUUGAUUGGAUUUCAGAACUGGUGAAGUGAAUUAUAAAGAUUUGGUAAAUUUUGUACAAUUUUUAUAAAUUGUGGGUUAUUGAGGAAUAAUAUUUUUGCAGUCAUUACGUAAGUAUGUUUU
Messenger RNA from Mercurialis annua (annual mercury), 850 nucleotides. Its product is annotated as zinc finger CCCH domain-containing protein 54. Lineage: Eukaryota; Viridiplantae; Streptophyta; Magnoliopsida; Malpighiales; Euphorbiaceae. The transcript has a single exon. The record is from RefSeq and is a predicted model, not a curated record. Gene Ontology annotation, molecular function: metal ion binding. Bases 1 to 759 code for a protein of 252 amino acids.